AAAGCCACCGACAAAGGACAUACAACAAACACCAAUUAUUAUCCAAAUUUUCUAUGAAAAUAAGAGUCACAGGAAAAUCAAAUAACAAUUCAAAACACAGUAACUCACAGGCUCAGUGCAUAUCCAAGAUGAAGAAAGCACAAGUUGUGUUUAUCCCUUCUUCUGGUUUGAGCCAUUUAGUUUCCACCCUUGAGUUUGCCAAGCUUUUAAUCAACCGUGAUAACCGUCUCCGAAUAACCGUUUUAGUUAUGAAAUCCCCAAACACCUCUGAAACUGACGCAUACAUUCAUUCCCUUCCCAUCUCCGAUUCACUCCGUAUCGUCAACCUUCCAGAAUGUUCUCUUCCUCUAAACACGGAUCGAGCUUCCGCCAUGACCGCUCUCCCCGAAGCUCAAAAACUGAAUGUUAAACAAGCCGUCUCUAUCCUCACUGCCGAAGAACAACAAUAUGGACCCCUCGCUGCCUUCGUUGUUGACAUGUUCUGCACCACCAUGAUUGAUGUUGCUAAAGAAUUUUCUGUCCCUGCUCUCAUCUUCUUCACUUCCAGCGUUGCUUCUCUUGGUUUAUCGCUUCAUCUACACACACUGUUGGAACAAGACAACUUGGAUUCCACUCAGUUACUGCAGAAGAACGAGUUAGCAGUUCCGAGUUUUGCUAACUCCGUUCCUAUAAACUUGAUUCCUAGUUUUAUGCUACACAAGGGAUGGGAGUCGUUUUUUGAGAGAUAUGCAAGUGGCCUCAAGAAAUCAGAUGGCAUUAUAGUAAAUUCAUUUGAAGAGCUCGAAUCACACGCAGUUCGCUCCUUUUUCUCUCAUCCUGAUCUAGCAGCUUUACCUAUAUAUCCAGUUGGGCCCUUAUUAAACCCUGAGCCCAAAACUGAAAGCACUGCUGAUUCAUUUGAUAUCAUCAAAUGGCUUGAUGCUCAGCCUCCUUUCUCGGUAGUUUUCCUCUGUUUCGGGACCAGGGGUUCUUUCUAUGCAGACCAAAUCCAAGAGAUAGCACACGCUAUUGAGAAUAGUGGUGUUCGUUUCCUGUGGUCUCUACGUAAGUCCUCACCCUCAAAAGGCUUUAGAUCCGUGCCCUCUGAUUAUUCAGUUUUAGAUUUGGUUUCGCUUUUACCUGAAGGUUUUUUAGAUCGAACAAGUGAAAUUGGAAAGGUCAUUGGUUGGGCACCACAGACUCAAAUACUAGCCCACCCGGCCACUGGAGGAUUUGUUUCGCAUUGUGGAUGGAAUUCCACACUUGAAAGCAUCUAUUUUGGUGUGCCUAUUGCGGCGUGGCCUCUUUAUGCGGAACAACAAGCGAAUGCUUUUGAAUUGGUUUGUGAGCUGAAAAUGGGUGUGGAGAUUGCAUUGGACUAUCAAGGGCAAUUCAAUGGGGAAUAUAACUAUGUUGUAUCUGCUGAAAAGAUUGAGAGAGGAAUAAAGAGUGUGUUGUCCGUGGAUGGAGAGUUACGAAAGAAAGUGAAAGAGAUGAGUGAAAAGUGUAGAAAGACUUUGUUAGAAAGUGGAUCUUCCUACACUUAUUUAGAUUGACAGAUGUUUGGAUUGAAGAAACUCAAGUGCUGGCUGAAAUGUUUUCAACUACUCGUUAAGUAAAUGGAUUUUGAAUCUAUUGGAAUGUUUCUAACUUCUUAGUAUGGGAGUUUUCGCUUGUUUGGGUGUCCCCGAUUUCGAGGUUCUUUCAUAUUGUUGGUGUGAUAAUCAAGAUCGGUUCCUGCGCUUAUUGAAGUUUCUAGCUGGGUUGUUGUCAAUGUUCAGAUGAAGCAAUGCAGUAGUAACAGAAGAUGCAGCAAUGAUAGAAAUAUUGAAGAUGGAAUCAAGAUCCAUUCAAGAAGAAGAAUCAAUAACAGAAUAUUGUUAUGAAAACUGUUAGAAGGAAGCAAAAAUGAUUGGUGCUUCUUGUAUUCACAUUAUCCACAUACAAAAUGAAUGAAUAAAAUAUCAGUACAGUUUAGAGGA
This is a messenger RNA of Lathyrus oleraceus (garden pea), 1961 nucleotides long. Its product is annotated as UDP-glucose flavonoid 3-O-glucosyltransferase 6. The coding region runs from base 54 to 1535 and encodes 493 amino acids. The record is from RefSeq and is a predicted model, not a curated record. The transcript is spliced from 2 exons. Gene Ontology annotation, molecular function: UDP-glucosyltransferase activity. NCBI's taxonomy places the organism in Eukaryota, Viridiplantae, Streptophyta, Magnoliopsida, Fabales, Fabaceae.